This is a messenger RNA of Choloepus didactylus (southern two-toed sloth), 1668 nucleotides long. RefSeq names its product keratin-associated protein 16-1. Gene Ontology annotation, cellular component: keratin filament. The transcript has 2 exons. Bases 1 to 1515 code for a protein of 504 amino acids. NCBI's taxonomy places the organism in Eukaryota, Metazoa, Chordata, Mammalia, Pilosa, Megalonychidae. The record is from RefSeq and is a predicted model, not a curated record.
AUGCCUGGCAACUGCUGUUCUAGGAAAUGCCCCUCCGUGCCAGCCAUCUCUCUCUGCUCCACCGAGGUGAGCACUGGAGGGCCUGUCUCUUUGCCCAGUUCCUGCCGGAGCCAGACAUGGCAACUAGUCACUUGUCAAGAUAGCUGUCAAUCAUCUAGCUGUGGCUCACAAUGCUGUCAACCCUCCUGUUCCAUGAGCAGCUGUGCCCAACCUGUGUGCUGUAAGGCCCUGAUCUGUGAACCCUCCUGUUCCGUGAGUAGCUGUGCCCAACCUGUGUGUUGUGAGGCUACCAUCUGUGAGCCCUCCUGUUCCGUGAGUAGCUGUGCCCAACCUGUGUGUUGUGAGGCCCUGAUCUGUGAACCCUCCUGUUCCGUGAGUAACUGUGCCCAACCUGUGUGUUGUGGGGCUACCAUCUGUGAGCCCUCCUGUUCCGUGAGUAGCUGUGCCCAACCCGUGUGUUGUGGGGCUACCAUCUGUGAGCCCUCCUUGUGCUGUGAUGCCACUUCCUGCCAACCGGUUCUCUGUGUGCCCACUUCCUGCCAGCCGGUUGUCUGUGAAGCCAGCUGCUGCCCAGCUGUCUGCACUGUGCCUAGUUCCUGCCAACCAGUGGUCUGUGAACCAGCUUGCUGUCAGCCAGUGUGCCCAACGCCUAGCUGCUGUCCAUCCGUCUGCUCUAUGACCAAUAGCUCCCAGGCUGUCUGCUGUGACCCCAAUCCUUGUGAGCCUUCUUGCUCAGAGCCUAGCAUCUGCCAGCCAGCUACCUGCAUGGCUCUCAUCUGUGAGCCCAUUUGCCUCCGCCCUGUCUGCUGUGUUGCAAGCCCUUGUGAGACACCUUGCAGCUCCAGCACUUGCCAAGAACCCUCUUGUGUUUCCAGUAUCUGCCAACCCAUCUGCUCUGAGCCCAGCCCCUGCUCACAAAAUGUCUGUGCACCCAGUCCAUGCCAACCCACCUGCUAUGUAGUCAAGCGCUGUCAGUCCAUCUGCUGUGAGCCUGUUUCCUGCACAUCUACUUCCUGCCUACCUCUCUGCUCCCGUCCAGGAUCUUCAGCAUCUGUCAUCUGCAAACCAACUUGCUCUCGGCCCACUUUCUACAUCCCUAGUUCCCGCAAACAGCCUUGCAGUACUUCAAUUUCCUACCGUCCGAUUUGCCGCCCAAUCUGCUCUGGACCCAUCACCUACAGGCAGCCGUACCUGACAUCCAUCUCCUACCGCCCUGCUUGCUACCGCCCCUGUUACUCCAUCCUGCGCCGUCCAGCCUACGUCACGUCUGUCUCCUACCGCCCUUUCUGCUCCCAUAUGCCUUGUGCUGAGACUGACUCCUGUAAACGGGUUUGCAAGAAAUCCACUUCCAGCCAACCAGAUUGUGCUGACUCAACUGCCUGCAAGUCGGCGGUCUCAGAGAUGAGUCCCUGCCAGCCCGCUGCUGCCAAACCUACCAGCCCAACCACCUGUGAGGCUGUGGCCAGCCAGCCCACUGCCAGCAAGCCUACUGCCAGCAAGCCUGCUGACUGCUGAACUGACCUCAGCCUUGCAGAACAAGUAACCAGCUAGAGAGAAAACUUGACCUUGCUCUCAGAAGUUCAUUCAUCAUGACUUAGCUAGAAUCUAUUUUUUUUUCUGCACAAUCACUCAUCAUCUGCUUAUGUUGCAUUGAACUCAUCAGAAAUG